Messenger RNA from Cladocopium goreaui, 891 nucleotides. Lineage: Eukaryota; Dinophyceae; Suessiales; Symbiodiniaceae. The record is from the annotation of a GenBank genome assembly.
AUGGAACUCUUCGUGCUGCCGCAUAUCCCAGGUGAGACCACGAGCAGCUUGCCUAGCCGACUCCACCGACGGUCAAGAUUCCACGGCUUUCCGUGUUGCAAAAAGGGAUAUCUUCCAGUGGCAGGAGCCACUUUUGCCUUGGCUGCUGCUCGUCGAGGGCGCUUUUCCAAGGCUGUGGUUCGACGUGUGGAUCCCGAUCCUGUGGCUUUUUGCCCUCCAAGUGCAUAUGCUCCAGAGGCAGAUGACUUGGAUUACUGGCAAUAUCCGGAGUAUGACUUUCUGAACUAUGAAGCCUGGGACAUGGAUGGCUAUUUAGCACUCCUCCAGGAUGCCAGUGCCGGUGGCGACUGGCAACAUGCUUCCUCACUGCUGGAGGAGAUGCGUUCACAUGGCCUACAGCCAGAUGUGCCUUGCUACUCCUUGGUACUACAAGCCUGCCGCCGAGGUGGCGGUGGCAGCAAGGCGUCUGAAGUCUUGGAAGAAAUGUGGAAGAAGGAGCUGCUACCCACUCCCAGUUGCUAUGGUGAUGCCAUUGCAGCUUGUCACGAGGAAGGUCGAGAAGACUUGGUCGGGCAACUGCAGGGCAGUCUGAGCUCCGGAGCAUGGGACCAGCGCCCCAGGCGUGGCACAACCAACAGCAUGCGGAGCCAACAAGUUUUUUUGAGAUGGGCUGGGCUUGGCGUCGGGGUGGGCCCUGCAGGCACAGCGUUUCCAGUUGGUGCCAAAGCCAGAGAUUGGUUGGGGCAAAGAGGUCGCGAUGAUGGGCCGCUGCCUCGAAACUCGAGCGCAGGAACGGACAAGGUUCGCCAGUGGACCAUGCUGGCAGGGCACCCAGCCUCCGAAAGUCUGAACUUCGUUCACCGUUUGAGAUUCUGUCUUGCGAGUCUCUAG